UGGGGUGAUAGAAUUUGAUGGCGAACAUGGUGACAUCGAAAAUGAACUUGAGUUAGAGGAAGAAAUAGAUGACUCAAGUGGAGGUUCAGUAAUAGGAGAUAGUGAUAAUGAUGACACGAGGUGGUAGUAGAGUUGGACGCAUAAGAGGACGUGGACGCGGUGCAUCGGUUACACUUCCGAGUUCUAGCCCAUCAUCGUCUGCACUUCCUUCUCCUGUGGCUCCUAUUGUGGCACCUCCUCCUGCUAUAGUAUCUCCAGCUAUUGUGUCACCUGCUUCUAUUGGUUCACCACCUGAAUUGCCGAUUCCAUCACCAUCAGACUCUACUGCUCCACCCACAUCCUCAUCAGUUGCAGGAUCAUCUACUGCUUGUGAUUUGCCUAUUGUUCAUAUAGAGGAUGGGAGCGGGUUGAACUUCAAAAGGAGCCUAAUCUGUUUGAGUACUUUGCGCAUACCCACAAAAAGAAGGAUGAUACAUUCGUUGAUGAGAGGUCAAAGCAAAUCGCUGACGAAAUACAAGCACGACGUGAUGCUGUAA
Molecule: messenger RNA, 536 nt
Organism: Ipomoea nil (Japanese morning glory)
Lineage: Eukaryota; Viridiplantae; Streptophyta; Magnoliopsida; Solanales; Convolvulaceae
Product: gliding motility regulatory protein-like
Exons: 4
Coding region: 108-536 (142 amino acids)
Source: RefSeq, a predicted model, not a curated record